ACGAAAUUUUGUUUGAUUACUUGUGAGAGUUAUAGUUAACAAACAGCGUUGUAGGUUAUUAUCGCAAGGCAGAAAAGUUAAAACGUUGUUUUAAAACAACUAUGUUCAUAAAGCACUUAUAAAAAUGUCUAUAAACGUAAAUAGUGAAACAUGGAAAACUUGGGAGAGAUCUGGUAAAACAGAAUUUUUAAAACAAUGUAAAGCUACAAUUAAAGACAAUGCUAGGACACCAUUAUUAUCAAAAUCUGGCAAACUAACUGGCUUGGGCCGAGCUAUAUAUGAGUUAUUUUCAAACGGCAUCAAAGGCACCAUAAGGAGAGAUGCAGUUAGUUCUGCAGUUGGUGAAUUAUGCCAUUUGCACAAUGAUUUACCAUCAAUUAUUUUGGAUGUUUUAAAUAUAUUAGAUGCAGAAACAGCAUUAAGUGAUCCAGAGGAAAGGCAGAUUUUCUGUCAAAUUACUAAAGAUACUGAAAAGUUUCUCUCUGACAAACUCUUGAAAGAACGUCUAGAGAUUGAUACAUUAAAUGAAGCUGGGAUUUUGAGCACAUCUAGAACAUUCUAUACAAAAUUUAUAAAAAUAAAAACUAAAUUAUAUUACAAACAAAGAAAAUUCAAUUUAUAUCGUGAAGAAAGUGAAGGUUAUGCUAAACUGAUAGUAGAAUUGAAUCAAGAAAUUAAUGAUACAAUAACCCCAAAGAAUAUUUUGGAAGUUAUUAAGUCACUGAUUG
This is a messenger RNA of Ctenocephalides felis (cat flea), 728 nucleotides long. Its product is annotated as THO complex subunit 2-like. Gene Ontology annotation, cellular component: THO complex part of transcription export complex. Gene Ontology annotation, biological process: mRNA export from nucleus; mRNA processing. The annotation marks the transcript as partial. The transcript has 5 exons. The record is from RefSeq and is a predicted model, not a curated record. Gene Ontology annotation, molecular function: mRNA binding. Lineage: Eukaryota; Metazoa; Arthropoda; Insecta; Siphonaptera; Pulicidae.